Molecule: messenger RNA, 2995 nt
Organism: Spodoptera exigua (beet armyworm)
Lineage: Eukaryota; Metazoa; Arthropoda; Insecta; Lepidoptera; Noctuidae
Source: the annotation of a GenBank genome assembly
AUGUUCUAUCUACCAAUGACAAAGCCAGCCAUGGCUGAAACCCUGGACCCAUUGUCACCCACAGUGAACAGUUCAGGACGGAGUGAACUAGGCAUCAUGGAUAAAUUGAGGUUAAGGAUCGGAAGAGGAGGAUCUGCUACCAGACCGGCGAGUGAAGGAUAUGUCGAGUUUGGUGAGUUCAGGACGGAGAGGCCUGGCAUCAAGAAGGUGGGCACCUUCGCUGGAGUGUUCUGUCCGGUGGUGCUGUCCAUGUUCAGCGCGCUAGUCUUUAUACGAAUGGGAUAUUUGGUGGGCAACGCAGGCCUGCUGGUGACCCUCGGUCAGUUUGGACUGGCCUACUUGAUUGUGAUAUUCACGGUGACAUCAAUCUGCGCUAUAUCCACCAAUGGAGCUGUUGAAGGUGGAGUUAUGAUUAGCAGAACGUUAGGUCCAGAAUUCGGUGGUGCGGUCGGGACGUUGUUCUUCUUCGCAAACGUGGUGUCUAGCGCGCUCUGCAUAUCAGCGUGUACUGAAGCUCUGGUAGAAAAUUUUGGAGAAAAUGGUUAUCUGGUAGGAGCCAACACAGGUAUUCCAGAUGGCUGGUGGUACCGUUUCAUGUACCGUUCAGGGUUGAAUGCAAUCGGCCUUGGAGUGUCCUUGGCCGGAGCCUCACUCUUCGCCCGCACCAGCUUGGCCAUCUGGAUGAGCAUGGUCAUAUGUCUUGGCAGUGCUUUCCUCAGCUUCUUUAUCACACCUAUGGCUACAAUUCCAAAACCCGAUACAAAUCAUUUAGUAAAUAUAACAGGAUUCAACUAUACUGGUCUAAGUUCCACGACGCUGUAUGAUAACCUGUAUCCUGCUUACGGACGGGACUAUACGACCACGGAUGGUCAGAUGGUGGAUUUCGCGUCAGUUUUUGGAGUCCUAUUCACUGGGGUCACUGGUGUUAUGGCUGGGGCUAACAUGAGCGUGUGGGAGAGCCAUGCUUCGGCACGAAUGGGUCGGCUCGACCGGAGUAAUACCACGGCCUCACAGAAAACCGGCGUGAAACAACCACAGCGUUGUGUUUCGCCGUGUGAACUGAAGAACCCUUCCCGCAGUAUUCCGUUUGGUACCCUGGCGGCUUUGCUGUUCACAUUCAUCUCCUACCUGGCACUGAGCCUGCUGACCGCCGCCACGUGCACCCGAGACCUCCUCAUCAAUAACUACGUGUACCUCCUACCUAUAAAUAUUUGGCCUCCUUUUAUUGCCGUUGGAAUGCUAAUGGCUACAUUCUCAGCUGGACUUUCAAAUUUAAUUGGAGCAUCUAGGGUGUUGGAGGCGCUGGCAAAAGAUAAUAUUUAUGGCUUCCUCCUCAAACCCAUGGUGUCUCGAUCGGGUAACCCUGUGAUAGCAGUCCUCACAUCAUGGCUCCUGGUUCAGAUCGGCAUCAUGGCGGACUCCCUGAACGCCAUAGCACAAGUCAACUCUGUUCUCUUCAUGACCAGCUAUUUCGCCAUCAACCUGGCUUGCCUUGGACUUGAUCUGGCUUCGGCUCCUAAUUUUAGGCCAACAUUCAAGCAAUUUUCAUGGAUGACGUCACUGCUCGGCCUCCUAGGCUGUGCCGGUUUGAUGUUUGGUUUGCGCGCAUUGUACUCGUGCUGCGCAGCCCUGGCCUGCGGGUCGCUGGUGGUAGCCCUGCAUUUAUUCUCCCCUGCUGCAGCGGAUCCUACCUGGGGAUCGCUCAGCCAGGCCCUUAUAUUCCACCAGGUCCGGAAAUACCUACUACUCCUGGAUCCUCGACGAGAACACGUCAAAUUCUGGCGUCCACAGAUGUUGCUACUGAUCGCGUCACCGCGCCAAGCUGCACCUCUCAUUGACUUCGUUAAUGACCAGAAAAAGGGUGGUCUCUUCGUGGUGGGGCACGUGAGGGUCGGAGAAUUGGAUGGCUCGGGAGAUCCGCUGGCGGCUGAGCACAAAUACUGGCUGAAACUGAUUGACCAUCUCAAGGUGAAAGCGUUCGUAGAGCUAAGUCUAUCGUCAUCGGUUCGGUCGGGCGCGGCGCAGUUGGCGCGGCUGGCGGGGCUCGGCGCCAUGAAACCUGACACCGUACUACUUGGGUUCAGGGACACAGCGCCACCCAUCGAUUUCUUUAGAGACCCCCUCUCCCCCUACAAGACGGAUAUCUUCGACCUAGAGUCUGGUGAGACGAUAUUCCCAACGCGCAAGCCGACAGACCCGCGCCUCUCCGCGUCAGAAUAUGUGCGCAUAGUUUCCGACGUACUAUGCGUCAAUAAGAAUGUCUGUCUGUGUCGACACUUCCAUAAAUUGGACAUGGCUAAAGUGGAACGCAAGUGUCGGUCGCUGCAGUACAUCGACGUGUGGCUGGUGGAGCUGCGCGCGGCCAGCUGCGAGGAGGCCUUCACCGUGCGAGGCCUGUUCGCGCUGCAGCUGGCCGCCGUCGUGCGCUCGGCGCGCGGCUGGCAGCAUCUGCGCCUGCGCCUGCAUGCCGUCGGCCUGCCCGCGCCGCUCCCCACCACCAUACACGAAGCAGGUCGCACAGUAACGGUGGGCGAGCGCUCUGCAUUAGAAUCCCUCGCCGCGGGCCGACCACUUGAAGAGAGACUCGACAAACUGCUCAAAUUGCUCAGGAUAAACGCCAGCAUACAUAUUGUUUCGGAAUGGCCGAAAUUGGACGAGUACAGCCGAUACUACAGCGAAGAUGAGGAUAGCCUUUACGAACGUGUGCCCCUCAGCUAUUUGCAAAUUGUAAACAAUAUAAUCAAGCAGCGUAGUUCGGAGGCGACGGCAGUGACCUUCGUCCAGCUGCCGGCGCCGCCCAAACUGUCCAAUACCGCUGCUGACGACAACAUAUGCGAACAAUACUUGAAGGUGCUAGAUGAGUUCACAAAGGACCUGCCCCCCACAAUUCUCGUCCGAGGACUAAAGUCUGUCACUUCCACAGCGCUAUAACCAGGGAGUACCUGACUCUAUGCUAAUUAGAUCUCUUAGUGCUGAUUUUCGAAAUAAAAAAUAA